Salvelinus sp. IW2-2015 is the source of this 2602-nucleotide messenger RNA. It is a transcript of the gene gramd4a, whose product is annotated as GRAM domain containing 4a. Gene Ontology annotation, biological process: apoptotic process; negative regulation of toll-like receptor 9 signaling pathway. NCBI's taxonomy places the organism in Eukaryota, Metazoa, Chordata, Actinopteri, Salmoniformes, Salmonidae. The record is from RefSeq and is a predicted model, not a curated record.
UCAAAUCAACUCUCUCUGACAUUUGGGCUACAGAGCGAAGGCUCUCUGUUUUUUAGUUUUUCAUUCAUCUCACCGUCUUUUCUCGUCAUCCCUUGUUAAUCACUGGCUGCAUCCCAAGUAGGGCAUCUUAACUAAAUUCCUUUCUCUCUUCUCAUCCCUUCUCUCUCUCAUGCGGUGUUUGCCUCUCAUGGACUUGACAGGCAGCGUAAUAGAUUAAGACACGCUGCAGUCAGGAAUGCUGCAGGGAGAAGAAGCUGCUGCAGUAGUGUGUGUUUUUGGCUUUAUGUGCGUGUUGGCCGCGACUGUCUUUGUCUGUGGCAGGAGCCUYUUAAAGGGACACCCUGCCUGCGUUGGUCCGUUGGCGGCUGGUAAACCUGCAGUGGCUCAGAAUAACGGCAGCUUCCACGCUUUCCUUCUCUCCUCCCUCCUUUUCAUCCUCUGUUGCUUUCUUUAACACAAUCCUAUUUCUGUCGCUUUCUCUUGACAUCUUUUUCAUCUACUGAUUCCCCCCCCACUCUUCCCCUCUUUCACCAUCUCUCUCUCUCACCUGGUAUWGGUCUGGUAAUCUGUGGACUAAAGCCAUGAGUCAGUUGGGGGGGGAGAGAGUGGUUGAGUCAUCAGUGUUGCGUUUAGACUAGAGGACAGAGAGUCAGUCGGUAGGGAUCUCCUUUGCAACGCUUUUCAAAACGGGAGGGAAACGCACUGGCCGUGCGGGUUCGGGGGCUCUCAACAUGGCUGCAGCCUUUCAAGACUUCCAGAGGAGCGAGUCGGACCGGCUAAACGAGGUGAAGGGUCAUCUGGAGAUUGCCUUGCUGGAGAAACACUUCCUACAAGAGGAGUUGAGGAAGCUACGAGARGAAACGAAUGUGGAGAAGAUAAAGGAAGAGCUGGAGAGGGAGAGGGGGAAGAGGCUCGACCUCGAACUGAGGAUGAACGAGGUGCUGAAAUCCAGGUUGGAAGACUCGCCGCCACAGCCUGCCCGUAAACCCCCGUCUCCGACGCCUGCUGCCAAUGGCAAAGACACCGACAAAGAGAAGCCGCCGCAGGGGGAGACCCUGUACUUGCGGGCGUGGAGGUGGCUCUACGACAGGGUGGGGGUCUACAUAGAAGACUUCCGCUUCGUCCCGGAGGAGAACACUGUGGAGGCUGAGGAACCGCUAAGCGCUAAAAGGCUAACAGAAAACAUGAGGCGACUCAAGCGAGGAGCCAGACCUGUCACUAACUUCAUGAGGAACCUCUCAGCCUUAUCCAACUGGCACUCAGUAUACACCUCAGCUAUUUCCUUCAUAAUCUACAUGAAUGCUGCGUGGCAUGGCUGGGCCAUCCCCAUGUUCCUCUUCUUGGCCAUCCUGAGGCUCUCCUUGAAUUACCUCAUUGCUAAAGGUUGGAGGAUUCAGUGGAGCAUUGUGCCGGAUAUUACGGAUCCUAUAGAGCCGUCAAAGGAUGAUUUGACUGUGUCUGAAAAGUUCCAGUUGGUGCUUGAUGUUGCACAAAAAGCCCAGAACCUUUUUGGUAAGAUGGCGGAUGUUUUGGAGAAAAUAAAGAACCUGUUCAUGUGGGUGCAGCCUGAGAUCACUCAGAAGCUCUACAUCAGCCUGUGGGUUACCUUUCUCUCCUCCUGCAUACUGCCCUAUAAACUCGUGGGCUUCAUGAUUGGGCUGUAUGCAGGGAUCAAGUUCUUCAUCAUAGACUUCUUGUUUAAGAGCUGUCCCAAGCUGAGGGACAAAUAUGACACACCUCACAUCGACUGGAAUAACCUACCAACUGAUCCACAGUUGAAGGAGAGGACCAACGCCACAAUGUCUCGACGGCUGUCUGGGUCUGAGAAGAUUCAGCCUGUGGUGGCUAGAGGUAGCCUAGCAACCGUCCCGUGCGGUGUAAACCUGGAUGCUGACAGCGCCAGGAUUCAUAGCACCAAGAAGGGAGCCUUUCAUGAGAUCUUCAACGUCUCAGAGAAUGAGCGCCCUCUACCAGUGUGUGAGAAUGGGUGGCGGUGCUGCCUCAUCAACAGAGACCGGAAGAUGCCAACGGACUACAUACGAAACGGCAUGCUCUAUGUUACAGAGAAUUAUCUGUGCUUCGAGAGUUCCAGUUCCAAAUCAGCCUCCUCCAAGAAGAAUAAGGUUAUUAAGCUGGUGGACAUCACAGAUAUCCAGAAGUACAAAGUGCUGUCUGUCUUACCUGGGUCAGGAAUGGGAAUCUCCAUAGCCACUCCCUCCACACAGAAGCCUCUGGUGUUCGGUGCCAUGAUCCAUCGAGACGAGGCCUUCGAGGCGAUCUUCACCCAGUACAUGAAGAUCACAACCACCUCCAGACAACCCUUGGGCAGCCCUGAGCUGUAGCCCUGAGCUGUAGCCCUGAUAUCCCCAUGGAAAGAGGCCUGGGCUGGGGUCAGGGCUGGGCCACCUACCCCUGAACCCUCCCUAGCUGGAGAAAAGACAAUUGGGGGAAGUGAUGGGACACACCUCUUCUCCUCCCUCUCUUAUUUACAGUGACUGGACAAUCUUUUAUGACUGAGAGGUGUCUGGUGCGCGCGCGCCCGUCUGUCUGGUGCGCGCGCGCCCGUCUGUCUGGUUGCGCGCUCGCCCGUCUGUCUGGUGCG